AUGAGCGGGGAGCAGGGUAUGUGUGGGAAGCAGGGCGUGCGUGGGGAGCAAGGUGUGUGUGGGGAGCAGGGCGGUGUGCGUGGGGAGCAGGGCGUGCAUGGGGAGCAAGGUGUGUGUGGGAAGCAGGGUGUGCGUGGGGAGCAGGGAGUGCGUGGGGAGCAGGGAGUGCGUGGGGAGCAGGGAGUGCGUGGGGAGCAAGGUGUGUGUGGGGAGCAGGGCACGCGUGGGGAGCAAGGUGUGUGUGGGAAGCAGGGUGUGCGUGGGGAGCAGGGAGUGCGUGGGGAGCAGGGAGUGCGUGGGGAGCAGGGAGUGCGUGGGGAGCAAGGUGUGUGUGGGGAGCAGGGCACGCGUGGGGAGCAAGGUGGAGUGCGUGGGGAGCAGGGAGUGCGUGGGGAGCAAGGUGUGUGUGGGGAGCAGGGCACGCGUGGGGAGCAGGGCACGCGUGGGGAGCAAGGUGUGUGUGGGGAGCAGGGCGUGCGUGGGGAACAGGGCACACAUGAGAAGCAGGGCGUGCAUAGGAAGCAGGGCGGGCGUGGGGAGCAGGGUGUCCAUGGGGAGACGGGUGUCCAUGGGGAGCCGGGCACGCGUGGGGAGUCGGGCAUGCGAGGGGAGCUGGGCAUGCGAGGGGAGCCGGGCAUGCGUGGGGAGCCGGGCAUGCGUGGGGAGCAGGGCAUGCAUGGGGAGCCGGGCAUGCAUGGGGAGCUGGGCACGCACAUAUUCAGACUUUCACAGCAGUUCAUAACCACAGCAGAGGGCUUCAGCCUGGAAGGGGAUGGGAGGAGAGGGAAGGGAGAGGAAGGGGAGGGA
Messenger RNA from Dryobates pubescens (Downy woodpecker), 807 nucleotides. Its product is annotated as collagen alpha-2(IX) chain-like. The record is from RefSeq and is a predicted model, not a curated record. The annotation marks the transcript as partial. The transcript is spliced from 5 exons. NCBI's taxonomy places the organism in Eukaryota, Metazoa, Chordata, Aves, Piciformes, Picidae.